UUCCCAUCGCCUGCGGAACGUUGGAAGAAAGAGGAGGAAAGCGAGACAGGAAGUUACGUCCGGCUCCGAGGCACUUCCGGUGGGAAGAGUACCGGAGAGAGGCUGAGCUGAGCGAAUGAACGGCUGCCCCCCGUCCCAGUGAUCACGGAAAACAUGGCUACAGAUUGGCUUGGGAGUAUCGUCUCAAUCAACUGUGGAGACAGUUUGGGAGUCUACCAGGGGAGAGUCUCAGCUGUGGACCAGGUCAGCCAGACAAUCUCACUAACGCGGCCUUUUCAUAAUGGGGUCAAGUGUUUGGUACCGGAGGUCACGUUCAGGGCAGGUGACAUCACCCAGCUUAAGAUCUUGGAGAUUCCGGGCCCCGAAGAGAACGGGCCAUGCCGAGACUUCCAGCAGAACGACUUCGGCAUGUCCGGUAUCGGAUUCCAAGGGAGCGCCAGCCAGAACGGCACUGGGAAAUUGCCAAAGAAGCCCGUCUCUUCCAGCAGCGCUCCCCAGAACAUCCCCAGGAGGACUGAUGGGCGGAGUCAAGACGUGGCCGUUUCCCCCCAGCAGCAGCAGUGCUCCAAGAGCUACAUGGAUCGGCACAUGGAGUCCUUGAGUCAGUCGAAAGUCUUCCGCCGGAGGCACAACUCGUGGUCCUCCAGUAGCCGUCACCCCAACCAGGUGACUCCGAAGAAGAGCGGGGUGAAGAACGGGCCCAUGAAGAACAAGGACGACGAGUGUUUCGGGGAUGACAUCGAGGAAAUCCCGGAUACGGAUUUUGAUUUCGAGGGGAACCUGGCUCUCUUACGGCAAGGCUGCCGCGGUUCAAGAGAGGAGGAGACGAUUUGAGGAGGAAGGCUGGACUUCGCUCCCGGGGAGCGCACUAAUGAGAAGGCUGCCCGCUAUCGCCACGAUGAGAACAUCUUGGAAUCGGAGCCCAUUGUGUACCGGAGGAUCACUGUGCCCCAGGCCAGUAAAGAGUUCUGCACUGGUACGCCAGAUUCUGGGCUUGUCGCCCGGAAAGCCUUCAUUUAACUGCACAAAAAGCUGCUCUCGGUGGCUGAGAAGCAUGGGCUGACUUUGGAGCGGAAGCUGGAAAUGACUGGGGUGUGUGCCAGUCAGAUGGCCUUGAGUCUGCUUGGAGGACCCAACAGGCUGAACCCGAAAAACAUCCACCAGCGUCCCACGGUUGCCUUGCUGUGCUGCCCUUCUAUGCUGGGGGCCCAGGGGAUCAGUUGCGGCCGGCACCUGUCCAAUCACGACGUGCACGUCAUCCUCUUCCUCCCCAACUUUGUCAAGAUGCUGGAGUCGAUCACCAACGAACUGACGCUUUUUGGCAAGACGCAAGGGCAGCAGGUGUCCAGCGUCAAAGAAAAUGCUCUCAAGUGGACCAGCCUUUGGUACAAGCAUGUUGUGGGAUCGGGCCAACCAGAACCGAGCCCCGUUCUCAGCAUAGACCCCAGUGAGCCGGUAGGCUACGAGCAGGGCAUCGACGCCGGGGUCCUGGCCCUGGGCUGCUCCUUGCCGCUGGGCGCAGAGGGCGAAGCGGUGUACCAGCGACAUCGGGCAUCCCGCAGGAAGGUCUUCCAGGAGGUGGGCAUCAACUACCACUCGCCUUUUGGCUGCAAAUUUGUCAUCCCUCUGCACUCGACCUAGGGCAGGCUGGGAAGACGAGAAGGGGGGCUGGAAUCGCCUUCGACCCCUUUUACGAAAGGAAUCCUGACCCUAUUAAAACUCUUGUGUCGCCUUAAGGAAGCAAAAAAAAAAAAAGCGCCCUGGGUUUGUUGUUUCUCCAGAAGAAGCCGGAAGUGUUAAUAUAGAGCGGAGAAUGGACUUGGUGCGCUACCAGCGGGAGUCUUGGGCGAUCUCGCGCCAUCGUCGGAAGGAACGCCCCAGAGAGCCGGUGGUUUCAACCGGCUGAGAAACUUGGUGGUGGGAAGGCAGGGAGGGGGAAUGUGUCUGUUCACAUAUGCAAGUGCCCGCGCCUGGUUGUGUACUAGAAGAUGGUUUGCCUUUUUCCCCAGAGUGGGAGGGGUUUCUAUGUGCAGCCGCUGGAUCCUGCUGGAAUUCCUGCACUGUGUUCCUGUUCUCGUGCAGCUAAAUUCACACCUGAAGCUGCACUUGGGACCUUGAUUUACUCUGCCCGGAGCCCCACCUGGCAUGAAGAUGUUGGUUCAGCACCCAGCCUUUACUCCCGCCAGCCAGCUAUCUAGCGGUCGCGAACCCGUUAGGGGUUUGUUUCUUUUUCGCCGGUGCAGCGAGCAGCUUGAAGAAGAGAGCAGGCGAAAUGGUGCUGAUAUUGCGUUUGCCGCACACAAAUAGUUCUCUUCCUGUGUUGCUGUAGUAUCCACAUUGCUGGCUGAUCCCACCCCAAUCCUUCAUUUAGGUUCUGGGAACAAAUCGGGGCAACCGAAGGAAUUGGUUCUCACUUUGGCGUGCUCCAAAGCUGCAGGAAGAUUUGGAAGCACUCCUGCGGGGUCUUGUUCCACGCCACUGUUGUUAUCUCUCGAUCAGCAAUCAAUGAGGGCUUAGCAUUGCAGCAGAGGGUGCUUUCCGUCUUCUUAAGCACUCUGGCUUUUGCUGAGAAAGCUAGCCCGUGUCUUCACUUCGGUCCCCGCAUGUGCCAUUGUUCUGAUCUAACCUGUCUCUCGCGCUUCGAGCAUGAGGUCUGUGUAAACACCGCCGGCAAAAUCGUGCGUUUGCCACUGUCUCCUCUUCCCACGCAGGAGACUAGCCCCUUGCUGGCCUCAGCUUGCCGUCUCCAGCACUGCCACCACAAUGCUUAGCUGGCCCAACACCGUCUAGCUUUCGGGGACAAAAAGCGAUACGAAGUGACCAAGCUUGAAUGUCUCCUGCUGGCUUCCGAGCAGUCGACCGCGCUGGACGCUUCCCCCUUCCGUGUCUCUAAGGGUGCCAUACUGAAACUCUCUCGCCCAGCCGUGGCUGUGAUUAAAACAUAACAGAAAGCAGG
This is a messenger RNA of Sphaerodactylus townsendi, 2956 nucleotides long. RefSeq names its product enhancer of mRNA decapping 3 (gene EDC3). The record is from RefSeq and is a predicted model, not a curated record. Gene Ontology annotation, molecular function: mRNA binding. Gene Ontology annotation, cellular component: P-body. Lineage: Eukaryota; Metazoa; Chordata; Lepidosauria; Squamata; Sphaerodactylidae. Gene Ontology annotation, biological process: deadenylation-independent decapping of nuclear-transcribed mRNA; P-body assembly.